Messenger RNA from Pieris napi, 1809 nucleotides. RefSeq lists its product as uncharacterized. NCBI's taxonomy places the organism in Eukaryota, Metazoa, Arthropoda, Insecta, Lepidoptera, Pieridae. Gene Ontology annotation, molecular function: mRNA binding; zinc ion binding. The transcript is spliced from 9 exons. The record is from RefSeq and is a predicted model, not a curated record. Gene Ontology annotation, cellular component: perinuclear region of cytoplasm. Gene Ontology annotation, biological process: oogenesis; negative regulation of translation. Bases 83 to 1561 code for a protein of 492 amino acids.
UAGUAAAUAACUAAAUAAAGUUCACGUUAGGCUAUAAAUGGUGAAUGAAAUGAUAAGUUAUAACAAUUAAUUUAAGGUCGAAAUGCUACCGUCUCCGAGAGAAUAUGAACAACUACAACGCAUUUUACCAAGAUCAGAAAGAAAUGUAAAUGAACCGUCAUAUUUCUCCCUCAUUCCAACUUCGUCCUCGAAUAUGUCAUCAAGUUCAACUGAUACUUCAUCUGGGUCGUACGAAAAUUAUAUUUCACUCUCUAAUGCUGAAACGCAAGAAUUUCGACCUUACCAACUAUUUAAAUCAUCAUGUGAUACAUCUAUACACCAUUCCAAGGAUAGGAGUUUCUUUGGAUCUUCAAACCAUUCCAAAGUUUCCAGGCAGAUUUCGGAAACACCAUUUUUGCGUAGUGAUCGACCAAUGCCUAGGCGGACAAUUAUACCCGAAACUAAUAAAAAAAACCACUUGGAUCUGUACAAUGAGUUGUUUACCACAAAUGAAAUAGAAAUAACUCCAGAACCUACAAUUAGGUCGCUACAAGCACAGAAUAGGUUUCCUGACCUGAUUUCUUCCAUGAACAAUGACAUUAGUCCUCAUGCAGCAAAACUUGUACCAAACCAUCUAUCUAAUUGGUUAGAUUUUGAAACACUGGAAUCAUCUUCAGGAACAUUCAGUGAAACCCAUAUUAUGAGCCCCAGUUCAUUUGAAUUUUUACCACCUGUCUCACCUAUUAGACAAUUUGAGAGGAUAAAUCAGGCUGUUAAUUCAUCAGGUACCGUUAGUCAAAGUUCUGCUAUGAGUACUGGUACUGAUUAUAUGGCACGAUCCUCUCCAAUAAGAACUUCAGCAAAGUAUGAGAGACAAAAUCUUGGUGCUGGAUCAUCUUUAGGAACAUUUCGUGAAAGUUCAAUUUCUCCAAAUUGUAAUAUAAAUUACCCUGGUUUCAUGGAAAAUAUGGCACGAAUCUCACCUCUCGACAAUCAAAGAAAUAUUGUAAAAUUUAAUCGGGGAUCAUCUUCAGGAAUGUAUGGUGAAAACUCAUUUUCACCAACUAUGAAGAGUCGUGAAAUGCCACAACAUUCACCCAUAAGAAAUCCAAUUAAUUUUGAAGGGCUAAAUUGGGAUGCUAGAUCAUCUUCAGGAAUAUUCAGUGAAGCUUCCAUUUCAUCAAUAACAAGCAUCAGCCCUGGUUCUAUUGGAUACAUGCCACGAGUCUCACCAAUAACCAAUCCCAUCAAUUUUGAAAGACUUAAUGAAGACGCUAUAUCAUUUUCAGGAAUAAAAACUGACAGACUAUGCACAUUUUGUAAGAAAAAUGGUGAACGACAAAAAGUGUAUAGCACCCAUACUGUCAAAGUGAAAGUCGAAAACAAGCAGAUAGUUACAUGUCCUGUUCUACGUUCUCAUGUGUGCACUAUUUGUGGAGCAACCGGUGACAAUGCCCAUACAGUGACGUACUGCCCAUUAGUAUCUGACUCAAAUAAGAGACGGCCACAGUCCACCACAGUUACCUUGAAGUCUACCCGCAUGAAGAGCAACGGUAAAAAACGAAACAACUAUAAUAAUUAAUAGAUUGGAAGAUACCAGACUGGUAACUUCCAGGUGUUAUAUGUCUGUAAUUUGUCUUGUAUAAGAAAUAAUUUUGAAUUUUGUACUGAUUAAAGGUGUGUAUUUUAAAUUGAAACAUUGAUCUAUACAUAAAGAUCUCUCUAGAUGAGGUGGACCUGAUUCAAACUAUUUUAUAAAUGAUUUUUAUAUUUUUAAUGAAAUGAUCUCAAUAAUUAUGAUAUUAAGCAAAACGAUUUUUGCAUUUUUAA